This is a messenger RNA of Lachnellula hyalina, 636 nucleotides long. RefSeq names its product Protein SVP26 (gene SVP26). The record is from RefSeq and is a predicted model, not a curated record. Gene Ontology annotation, molecular function: COPII receptor activity. Bases 1 to 636 code for a protein of 211 amino acids. Gene Ontology annotation, cellular component: endoplasmic reticulum membrane; Golgi membrane; COPII-coated ER to Golgi transport vesicle. The transcript has 3 exons. Gene Ontology annotation, biological process: endoplasmic reticulum to Golgi vesicle-mediated transport. NCBI's taxonomy places the organism in Eukaryota, Fungi, Ascomycota, Leotiomycetes, Helotiales, Lachnaceae.
AUGUGGAUCUUGCCGCUCGUCGGGUACAUUGGCCUGGCCAUCGGCUUUGGCUUCUUAACCCUCGCUAUUGCUUCCGGACUCUACUACCUCGCCGAGCUCGUCGAAGAACACACCGUAAUCGCCAAAAACCUCCUCACCCGGCUCAUCUACCUCGUAAUCGGCAUCCACAUCUUCCUCUGCCUCGUCGAUGGCUUCCCUUUCAAACUGGCCGCCGUGAGCAUCGUCUCGCAUGUUGUUUACUUGGGGAAUAUGCGGCGCUUUCCAGUGGUAAAGUUGACCGAUCCGCUAUUUUUGACUUCUUGUGCACUUGUACUAUUUAACCACUUCAUCUGGUUCUCGCACUUCUCCGCCCCUUCCACCUCUGCCCCACGCUCCCGCUUCGACAUACCUGACAUGCCAACUUUCACUGAGAUUGCAUCUUUCUUUGGUAUCUGUGUAUGGAUGGUUCCAUUCUCGUUAUUUGUGUCCUUGAGCGCGAGUGAUAAUGUGUUGCCGACGAUGGGCAGUGAAGAGCCUGGGGGAGUGGACAAGAAUAGAAGGCAGGGGAUGGUUAAGGUUAUUGUUGAUAUGGUGAGGGAUUGGAUGGGAGAAUUGGGACGGAUGGCGGGGUGGAAUAGGCCGGAUCAGGGUUUUUGA